This is a messenger RNA of Corythoichthys intestinalis (scribbled pipefish), 1481 nucleotides long. It is a transcript of the gene lrrc3, whose product is annotated as leucine rich repeat containing 3. Gene Ontology annotation, cellular component: plasma membrane. The record is from RefSeq and is a predicted model, not a curated record. The transcript is spliced from 2 exons. Gene Ontology annotation, molecular function: protein binding. The coding region runs from base 456 to 1247 and encodes 263 amino acids. NCBI's taxonomy places the organism in Eukaryota, Metazoa, Chordata, Actinopteri, Syngnathiformes, Syngnathidae.
AUGACCGGAAUGCUUCGAGUGAGAGGAUUUGAAUUAUAACUUCCAGUUUUGGACAUAAUGACCACGUCAUCAUUUUUUUAUACUUUCCACACAUGAUGUGAUAAAGUUCUUUUUGUGUUCUUUUUGUAUAAAGUAGCGUUUCAAUGAUUAAAGGAAAAAUGUACAAAUGCGACAGAAGCUAUGAUGAUUUCAAAUUUGCCUGGCUUCGACUCCCACAUGCUCAAUCUAUUAUAAUAAUCCAGACUUCUGCUUGGAUGUUCCACAUCAUUUUUGGAUGAGCUGUUCCUGACAAAAAUGUGAAGCAUUAUCUCAAGCAAAACUCCAUGAGGACUGCAUUUCUAAAUAUGCACUUUUACAAUUAUGGAAGUGAAUGACACCAUUUUUACUGGCAAUGAAUUGUAAAAUCAGCUGAAAACAUGAAUGCUUUGACUUAAGAGAAUUUUUGAGGUCCUAACAUGCAGUCGUUAUUUGGGCCCAAUGUGCCCAGGAAAUCUAACUGCAAUGGCUUGAGAGCCGUCCUUGGUUUGUUAUUUGGAAUACUUUUUGCACGAGUGUCAUCUUGUCCGAGCGGCUGCCAUUGUACGGAAAAGAGCGGCACAACAGUAGUCAGAUGCGUGUCUCGGAACUUGGAGAAGAUCCCAUCAGACCUACCGAGAGAUACCGUUGCUCUAAUAUUGGCGUCCAAUCAUAUCACCAAGAUCCCAAAUCACGCUUUCAGAGAGCUAAACUACCUUCAGGAAUUGGACCUUUCCAACAAUGACAUCGAGACAGUGGAUGUUGCAGCGUUUCACGGUCUCUCUGACAGCCUACUGGUGCUCGAUCUUUCAAAUAAUCAGAUCCAAAGUGUCCCCAAGGAAGCUUUCGCCCAUCUCAGAGCCAAAAUCAACCUUUCUAACAACCCGUGGCACUGCGAAUGCAUAUUGCAGGAGGUUCUACGGGAGCUGAGGCUCGACCCGGAGUCGGUGAAAGACGUGGUGUGCCACACUGCCGUGCAGGAAGAGUACGCAGGCAGGUCGGUCAUCCAAGUUCUGGACUCAGGGAUCAACUUCUGCAACUUUCACCACAAGACGACUGAUGUCGCCAUGUUCAUUACCAUGUUCGGUUGGUUUACUAUGGUGAUAGGAUACGUCAUCUAUUACGUGAGACACAACCAGGAGGACGCAAGGAGGCAUCUGGAGUACCUCAAAUCGUUGCCCAGUAGCUCUCAAAUCACAAAAGAUUUAGACACUAUUAGCACUGUUCUUUAACAGGACACUUUUUCUGUUUGUCAAAAUAUGUGAGUUGUAGUGUUGUUGUUCAGAAGAUGGAAAUGUUUUUCUAAUUUUUUCAUACACGGUCAGUUAUGUUGAUUCUGUUUACAAACGAGGCCCAAUGACAAUUAAAAGAGAUUAGGACAGAGUUCUGUUCCUAUGACUGCAACGUAAACUGAAUUUGUACUCAAGCUUGAACGUGCCAUAGACCAACAAUUGGAAAGCUUAAGU